This is a messenger RNA of Eruca vesicaria subsp. sativa (arugula), 2137 nucleotides long. Lineage: Eukaryota; Viridiplantae; Streptophyta; Magnoliopsida; Brassicales; Brassicaceae. The record is from the annotation of a GenBank genome assembly.
UCCACAUCUUAAACCUUAUUAUUUUAUUACGAAUGAUCUUUACACCUAAUUAGCAGCAACAAAAAUUUGGAGGCGACCACUGGUUAACACGUACCGGGUACUAACCAUUUUUCCUAACAAAGACAUAUUUACACAUCUUCUAAUUGUCUCAUAAAACUAUAUAAUAUAAAAAUAAUAAAAACAAAAUAUUGGCGAGAAAAAUCAAACGAAUGUGGUAGGUGAAUGAUUUGACGGAAUCACCCUCAAAGACUAUCUUUUCGAAAAAAAAUCUAACUUACUAGUCUUCUCUAUCACUAUAUAACCUCUCCCUCCUCCACCAUUAUCUCUCAGCUUGCAAGUUCUCUUAUCAACAAAUAGAACUCCAAGCUUAGCUUUGUACUGUACUUUAAAUACGCAGUCGUUUUAUAGUUCUUUAGUUUUUUUUUCCCUCCAAAUAAUUCAACUCAAGAAUCAUGCAAGCUGUUUCUUCUACCUUCUCCUGUGAUCUCAAAUCCAUGAUUCAAACGAAUCCAACGGCUAAAAACGCGCGUUACUCUCACGUAAACAGAAACCGCGUGCCUGUUCGUUGCAGUUACAGGUCUGAAUCGUUUAGCUUCCCUAAUGGUAUAGGCUCGAGCCGAGCUGAUUGGCAAAGCUCAUGCGCCAUCUUAGCAAGCAAAGUGGCUUCCGCUGAAAAUGCCAGCUCAGCCGAUCAAGUAACUACCGUUAACGGAGACAGUAACGGCUCCGUUAAUCUCAGCCUCGUUCCGUUGGAUUCGAAAAACGGCAAGCAUGGAUUGAUUCAGCCGUUAACGAACACAGAUCUCUCCCCCGCGCCGUCUCACGGAUCUACCCUCCGCGUAGCGUAUCAAGGAGUUCCCGGCGCGUACUCCGAAGCCGCCGCCGGAAAAGCUUACCCUAACUCCGAAGCCAUCCCGUGCGACCAGUUCGACGUCGCGUUUCAGGCGGUGGAGCUCUGGAUCGCCGAUCGCGCCGUCCUCCCCGUCGAGAACUCCCUCGGCGGCUCGAUCCACAGAAACUACGACCUCCUCCUCCGUCACCGUCUCCACAUCGUCGGCGAAGUUCAGAUCCCCGUCCACCACUGCCUCCUCGCUCUCCCCGGAGUCCGUCCCGAUCGCAUCCGCCGCGUGAUCUCGCAUCCACAGGCUCUCGCUCAAACCGAAGGAUCGCUCAACAAACUCACUCCCAAAGCCGCGAUCGAGGCGUUCCACGACACAGCCGCGGCGGCGGAGUACAUCGCGACGAACGGAUUACAAGAUACGGCCGCUGUAGCGAGCGCGAGAGCUGCCGAGCUCUACGGACUCCAGAUCCUCGCCGACGGGAUCCAAGACGACGCCGGAAACGUCACUCGUUUCCUCAUGCUCGCGCGCGAUCCGAUCAUCCCUCGCACCGAUCGUCCUUUCAAGACGAGCAUCGUCUUCGCCGCGCAGGAGCGCGAGGGAACCAGCGUUCUCUUCAAAGUGCUUUCCGCGUUUGCGUUUCGGAAUAUCAGCUUGACGAAAAUCGAAUCGCGGCCGCACCAUAACUGCCCCGUGAGAGUCGUUGGAGACGGAAACGUUGGAACGGCGAAGCAGUUUGAGUACACGUUCUAUGUGGAUUUCGAAGCGUCGAUGGCGGAGACGCGUGCGCAGAACGCGCUAUCGGAGGUGCAGGAGUACACGUCAUUCCUCAGGGUGCUGGGAAGUUACCCAAUGGAUGUGACGCCUUGGUCCACGUUACCUAGCGAAGACGUUUGACCGUAUAUUUUGUCUACGUUAUAAUAAUUAACAUAUGAUCCAAAAAUUAUCAUGUUUGUUGAAUUAUAAGAUACGUGAAACAAAAGUAGAAUGUAGAACUCGUUUUGAAUGUGAAAGUAGGGAGGAUAAUAUAUUUUAUUUCUCCUAUGCUACGUCACCCCCCAGACCAAAAAUAUUUUGUAAGCUGAUGCUCAUAUGUUCAAGUGAAAUGCGAUAAUUAUUUAUUGAAUUUUAAUGUUUGGUAUCAGGUGGAAUUAGAUGAAUUAGAUGAAUGUUUUGUGUAGUAUAUAGAGUAAGAGGAGUAAUAAACCAAAGGGAAUAUUCAAGUAUAUGGAAUUUGUACCCCAAGUACUGAGAGUAAUUAAAUCUGAGACACAUGUAUGUGUUAAAAUAUAGUUUAG